Messenger RNA from Penicillium diatomitis, 1248 nucleotides. RefSeq names its product putative DnaJ domain protein (Mas5). Gene Ontology annotation, molecular function: Hsp70 protein binding. NCBI's taxonomy places the organism in Eukaryota, Fungi, Ascomycota, Eurotiomycetes, Eurotiales, Aspergillaceae. Gene Ontology annotation, cellular component: cytoplasm. The record is from RefSeq and is a predicted model, not a curated record. The transcript has 3 exons. Gene Ontology annotation, biological process: protein refolding. The annotation marks the transcript as partial.
GUCCUUGAGAUCCACAGAGGCGCAACUACAGAAGAGAUUCGCAAAGCCUACCGAAAGUCCGCUCUUGCCAACCAUCCAGACAAGGUGCCCGAGGAUGAGCGACCCGCAGCCGAAGCCAAGUUCAUCAACGUUCAAAAAGCCUACGAGAUUCUCUCAGAUGAUGACAAACGCCACCUCUACGAUACACAUGGCAUGUCUGCCUUCAAUGGCUCCGGGGAGCCCGGCAUGGGUGGCGGCAUGGGUGGCAUGCCUCCAGGCUUCGAGGAGAUGUUCGCAGAGAUGUUCGGUGGAGGCAUGGGCGGCAUGCCAGGAAUGGGUGGCAUGGGCGGUAUGCCUGGUGGUGGCCGAUCUCGUCGAAGCCCUGACGAUGAACAGGACUACGAGGUCAGCUUGGAAGAGCUCUACAAGGGCAAAACGGUCAAGUUUGCCAGUACCCGCAACAUCAUCUGCAGCCUGUGUAAAGGCAAGGGUGGCAAAGAGAAGGCCACGGCCAAGCAGUGCUCCACAUGUGACGGCCAUGGUCUUCAGGAGGUGAUCACACAGAUGGGCCAGUUUCUCACCAAGCAGACCAGACCUUGCUCAGUAUGUAACGGUCAAGGGUCAUUCUUCAGCCCAAAGGACAAGUGCAAGAAGUGCAAGGGCAAGCGCACCACCGAGGAGAAGAAGAUGUUGGAGCUUUACAUUGCUCCCGGUUCUCGUGACGGAGAGAGAAUCGUCCUGGAGGGAGAGGCCGAUCAAAUUCCAGGCCGCGAAAACGGCGAUAUCGUUUUCAAGCUGGUGCAGGAGGAGCACGAGAUCUUUGAUCGUGCCGGCUCGGAUCUUCGAGCGGAAAUUGAUAUCACCUUGGCUGAAGCCUUGACAGGCUUCUCCCGUGUGGUAUUGAAGCAUCUUGAUGGACGGGGUAUUGAGAUCAAGCAUCCUGCAGGCAAGGUCCUUUCUACCGGUCAAGUACUGAAGAUCAGUGGGGAAGGUAUGCCCAUCAAGCGCAGCGAUUCUCGGGGUGAUCUGUACUUGUCGGUCAACGUCAAGUUCCCCGAUGCAUCGUGGAAGCCCACCCCUGAAAUGUUGGAGAAGCUUCGAGAGGUGCUUCCCAAGCCGGAGCCGGCCAUUGAGGCGUCAACCGUGGAUGAGGUUGAGUAUAACUCAAACGGUAACAUGGACGAGUUUGGUGCUCGGGAUGCUCAUGGCGGUUCUGCAUGGGUCGAUGACGACGAAGACGAUGAGCCCGCACAAUGUGCUACUCAGUAA